Tetranychus urticae (two-spotted spider mite) is the source of this 750-nucleotide messenger RNA. The record is from RefSeq and is a predicted model, not a curated record. Lineage: Eukaryota; Metazoa; Arthropoda; Arachnida; Trombidiformes; Tetranychidae.
AUGCUAUUAUGUAUAGCUGCUAUUGAUCCCAAAAAGGGUUGGUCAGCUAAUUUCGUUGAUAUGUUAGGAUUCAAGGAUGAAAAGCUUACUGACCAUAAAGUUGGAAAUGUUUGUGCUCAUGUUGUUCAUCUAGUUGGUAGUGGUCUAUCGAGUCCAUACCUUUCAUUUGCUGCUGGUAUGUGUGGUUUAGCUGGGCCACUUCUUGGUCUUGCCAACCAAGAAGUUUUGGAGCUAAAAGAUGUAGCUGGCGCAAAGAUCAGUGAACACGCCAGAAAAGUCAAAGAUUUUCGAGCAGUUCAUGGAAGUAAGGUUGUUGGUGAAGUUACUGCAGAUAUGAUCUAUGGUGGUAUGAGAGGAAUAAAAGCAUUGGCUACUGAAACCUCUUAUUUGGACCCUGAAGAAGGUAUUAGGUUCAGAGGUUAUUUAAUUCCUGAAUGUCGAGAUCUUUUACCCAAAGCACCCGGUGGUCAAGAAUCUUUACCAGAAGGAUUAUUCUGGCUUUUAUUGACUGGUGAAGUGCCAACAGAAAACCAAGUAAAGAAUCUAUCAAAAGAAUGGGCAGCUCAUGCAGAUUUACCUAUAUCAAUCUUGAUACGCAAUUAAUGGCCUUGAUUAAGAAAAUUAAGGUCCAAAAUUGAGGUAAUAGUUUAUUGAUUCAACGACUGGCAUAAAUUACAAAGAUAUAUUUAGAUGUCUAAAAGUGUUUGUCUUUUUAUUAAUACCAUAAAUAAAGCAAGUUAACUACUUGUA